AUGGGACAAAUCCUCAGCAAUCUACUUCAGAUCUUCUACACGAAAAAGCUGGAUAUUGUGGUAAUUGGACUCGAGAAUAGUGGGAAAACGACGCUGCUUUCGGUACUGGCACAUGGACAAGCCGUCGAGACGGUGCCAACGAUUGGUCUUAAUGUCAAGGUCUUCAAAAAGGGCAAGGUCAACAUGAAGUGUUGGGAUAUUGGUGGUCAAGAACAGUAUCGAUCAGAAUGGUCUAGGUAUACAAAAGGAUGUGACGUUGUGUUGUACGUCGUCGAUGCUGCAGCUCCGCAAAAACUACCGACUGCCAAAAAAGAGCUCCACAAGCUACUGGAUGACGGGUCCAUUGGUGCUACACCCUUGCUUGUAUUGGCAAACAAGAUUGAUCUGCCAGAACACGUAGGUGAAUCGGAAUUGAUCGAAAAGUUGCAAUUGAACUACGUCUUAGAAACGCCUUGGAUGGUUCUGCCCAUUUCGGCCUUACAGUGUACCAAUAUGGAUCAAGUUGUGGAAUGGUUGACGGCACAAGGAAAAUAA
Phaeodactylum tricornutum CCAP 1055/1 is the source of this 534-nucleotide messenger RNA. RefSeq lists its product with no specific name. The coding region runs from base 1 to 534 and encodes 177 amino acids. Gene Ontology annotation, molecular function: GTP binding; GTPase activity. The record is from RefSeq and is a predicted model, not a curated record. The transcript is spliced from 3 exons. NCBI's taxonomy places the organism in Eukaryota, Bacillariophyta, Bacillariophyceae, Surirellales, Neidiaceae.